Molecule: messenger RNA, 921 nt
Organism: Quercus robur (English oak)
Lineage: Eukaryota; Viridiplantae; Streptophyta; Magnoliopsida; Fagales; Fagaceae
Product: eukaryotic translation initiation factor 5A
Exons: 5
Coding region: 153-638 (161 amino acids)
Biological process (GO): positive regulation of translational elongation; positive regulation of translational termination
Molecular function (GO): translation elongation factor activity; ribosome binding; RNA binding
Source: RefSeq, a predicted model, not a curated record
UUCUCAAUUCUGGCAGACCCCUCCAAAAGUCUGCCUCUUCUCAAUUCUCAUCAUUUCUCAUUUCUGAGAAGCAAACAAAGCUUGAGACAAAAGAAAGAGAGAGAGGGACAGAGGGACAGAGACAGAAGAGAAGCAAGCUUGGUUAUUAGAAAAUGUCGGACAGUGAGGAGCACCACUUUGAGUCCAAGGCUGACGCUGGAGCCUCAAAGACUUACCCUCAGCAAGCUGGUACCAUUCGCAAGAAUGGCUAUAUUGUCAUCAAGAACAGGCCUUGCAAGGUUGUUGAAGUUUCCACUUCAAAAACAGGAAAGCAUGGACAUGCAAAGUGUCACUUUGUUGGAAUCGACAUAUUUAAUGGGAAGAAGCUUGAAGAUAUUGUUCCUUCAUCCCACAACUGUGAUGUUCCUCAUGUUAAUCGUACUGACUACCAGUUGAUUGAUAUCUCUGAAGAUGGUUUUGUGAGUCUUCUAACUGAGAAUGGAAACACCAAGGAUGAUCUGAGGCUUCCCACUGAUGACAGUCUGCUUAGCCAGAUUAAAGAUGGGUUUGCUGAUGGAAAGGACCUUGUGGUGACUGUCAUGUCUGCAAUGGGAGAGGAGCAGAUCUGUGCCCUUAAGGACAUUGGCCCUAAAAAUUAAACAUGAUGCUGUAGCAGUAGCUAUAGCUGAUGGCAAAUGAAAACUUUUUUUUUUUUAAUGAAACAUAUGGGGAUUUUAUCUGCUGUAUGUGUGCAAUAAAUUUUAUAAGAUGGCAUUCAGCAUAUUAUAAGUUAGAAUUUAGGCCUGUGCUUAAAAUCUUGUCAGCCUCAUGAUUGGUGAAAUAGAAAGAAAAUCUGAGGCUGCUGUUCCCUCAAUGAAUGGCGCUUAAGUUUACAGUAGGAUGGAAUUCAUAUAAAUAUGAGUAAUAAUUAUGGUGUCAAAA